AUGGACAUCACAACGAUCCUGAAUAGAAAGCAUUCUGCCGCAAUGGUUGCGCCAGACGGACAAUUCGAUCCACAGCAUUUGGUUCCGAAUCCUGGCUUAGACCAUUCGCCGAAAAUGAAGUCGGAGCCUGGCAUCUCCGACGCAGGCGAUCAAGCGGUUCUUGCCUACCCCCCUCAUGCUCCCCUCAACCAGAUGCCCAACAUGCAACACGAUAUGCGCUAUGCAUCCCAGGCACACCCCGCCCAGGGGCUGCCUCUCCUUCAGAACCCUUUUGUCCCUGGAGCAUAUGCCACCGGCGCUCAAAUACCGAAUCCCGGCACCCCUCAGGGGAGGGCGGACCCUCCUCCCAAGACCUUUCAUUGCGGUACUUGUGGCAAGGGAUUCGCUCGACGGAGCGACCUUGCUAGGCACGAACGUAUCCACUCUGGCAUCAGACCCCAUGCUUGUGACUGGCCGGGUUGUGGUAAACAAUUCAUCCAGCGUUCGGCCCUGACGGUCCACUCCCGUGUUCACACGGGUGAGAAGCCUCACAUGUGCGAGAGGUGUGGCAAGCCAUUCAGCGAUUCCUCCUCCCUGGCGAGACAUCGCAGAAUCCACUCCGGGAAGCGUCCCUACAAGUGCCCAUACGCCAACUGCCAGAAGACCUUCACACGCCGCACAACCUUGACACGCCAUCAAAAUCAUCAUACGGGCACGAUCGAGGAAGCCGCCGCUGAAACCGAGGCCAACCUGAGACAAAAUAAGGAGCGGGCACGACUGCCUGGGGAUAUGUUCUCCGAACACGGCUCCGUCCAUUCCACGCCCUCUCCGGGACACCACACUAUGUCCCCAGUCAGUGAUCUCCCUCCGUUGAACAUGCCGCGCUCCGACUACUACAUGGGGGGGAACGGCUCCAUUCCGCCCCAUGUCCGGGGUCCUUUCACUCAGGUUAGCCCCCGGGCUUCCCCGACUGCUUCGUCUCCAUCGUUGUCGAGCUACGGCGGUGCUCCUCUCCCCCGCCCGUCCAUGACAUCUCAUCCGUCUGGCUACGGGCCCCCUCAGCCUCUUGAGCCACCGGCCAACAACGACCACCGACCCAACAGCGUUAGCGGGAGCCCUCAUAUGACAAGCCUGGGCUGGGCCUCUCCUUCGCAUGGCAGCAUCCCCUCCCCCGGUUCCGCCACCGACUACUACCCCGAGCCCAGUGGGCCGUACCCGACCUCGAUGCCGCCUCACAUGUACUUCCCCAACUCAACCAUUCGGCGGCCUACCAGCACCGAACCGGACAACUAUGAGAUGAAGCCCAGGAUGGGUGACAGCGCAUGGUCCACGCCGGUCUAA
Messenger RNA from Aspergillus heteromorphus CBS 117.55, 1320 nucleotides. Its product is annotated as putative C2H2 finger domain protein. Gene Ontology annotation, molecular function: RNA polymerase II cis-regulatory region sequence-specific DNA binding; DNA-binding transcription factor activity, RNA polymerase II-specific. The record is from RefSeq and is a predicted model, not a curated record. Gene Ontology annotation, biological process: regulation of transcription by RNA polymerase II. Lineage: Eukaryota; Fungi; Ascomycota; Eurotiomycetes; Eurotiales; Aspergillaceae. The coding region runs from base 1 to 1320 and encodes 439 amino acids. The transcript is spliced from 3 exons. Gene Ontology annotation, cellular component: transcription regulator complex; PcG protein complex.